This is a messenger RNA of Hyphopichia burtonii NRRL Y-1933, 990 nucleotides long. Its product is annotated as phosphatase PAP2 family protein. The record is from RefSeq and is a predicted model, not a curated record. NCBI's taxonomy places the organism in Eukaryota, Fungi, Ascomycota, Pichiomycetes, Serinales, Debaryomycetaceae. The coding region runs from base 59 to 949 and encodes 296 amino acids. Gene Ontology annotation, biological process: phospholipid metabolic process. The transcript has a single exon. Gene Ontology annotation, molecular function: phosphatidate phosphatase activity.
CGUUGCGAAUAAAAGCAUAUAGCGAUAUCAACGAAUUACGAUUGAUUUGCCAGGAAGUAUGCCUAUAACCGAACAGUUAACUCAAUCUUUGAGGAAGUAUUUGGCCAGUCCGCUAUUCAGGAAGUUUGCCAUUGACUGGAUAAGCGGAUUGGGUCUACUUGUAUACUUUUUUUUGGUAGCAGAAAAAGCAAGACCUUUUCAACGUCAAUUUAAACUAAACGAUUAUACGAUUCAGCACCCUUUUGCGUACCACGAGAGAGUGACGGGUGUGGAGUGUAUAUUAUUGGCACUGUUGAUCCCUUUAGGUGUUAUCACCGGGGUGAUUUUCACAAGAUUACUCAAACAGAAGAAUCUUAAUAAUCCAGACCAAGUGAAUAAAUCAUUACAUUUACUUCAAAUUUCAGUUUUAGGCUUGCUUCUUUCUCUUUCGAUUAAUGGAGUGUUCACCGAUAUAUUGAAAAACUGGAUUGCUAGACCCAGACCCGAUUUCUUACAAAGAUGUGGAGCUCCUAGCGAUACCGAUCCAGACAUAUUCGUGGAUGCCUCGAUAUGUACUGCUCCAUUGGGGGAAGCCAUUCUUUUAGAUGGGAUGAGAUCAACCCCUUCAGGUCACUCAUCCAUUAGUUUCAGUGGCUUAUUAUACUUAUCUCUUUGGCUACUUGGUCAAUUCAAAUUGUUUCACCCAAUAGACUUGAAAAAUCAUUCAAUAUAUAGAUAUUUAUUGGCUUUCUUACCAAUCCUCUUAUGUUUCUACGUGGCAUUGUCGAGAGUCCAAGACUACCGUCAUCAUUUUAGUGAUAUUAUCUUGGGUAGUAUCAUUGGUAUCUUUUUCGCAAACUUGAUUUACCAUAAAUAUUUCAACUCAAUCUGGAAUGAUAAUUGUGAUAAACCUGCGUCCCAUGAAGAUGAUGAAAGCCUUUUACCAAUCUAUAAUGACGUUUCAGCCUGAUACUCUCACAUCUAGACCUUUUCAAAUACAAAAAGUUAAUA